AUGACAGUUCUUACGCAGGAUUAUAAGAAGAGAAGAAAUGCCACCGUCACAACACUGGGACUCACGCUCACGCAUUUGGAGAGAUCAGAUUCGGGAAUAUACUAUCCAGGAUAUUUUGAUGAGGGUAGGAAUCAGUUCACCCCAACAACGUACAAUUUCUCGAUUCGCUUGAAUGUAACAAGAAAAGCAAUAGAUUACUGGAAGGACUGCCGGGGCAGCAAUGCCUCACACUGCCUUCCUGGACCCAAAAACCUCACUGUUGGAGGCCAAGAAUUGUCGUCCUCCGCUUCUGGAGGCAAUUGA
Molecule: messenger RNA, 303 nt
Organism: Cylicocyclus nassatus
Lineage: Eukaryota; Metazoa; Nematoda; Chromadorea; Rhabditida; Strongylidae
Source: the annotation of a GenBank genome assembly